UGGGAAUGAGAUGGUUGAAGAAACAACAGAUAAGAAGAAGAAGAAGAAGAAGGAAAAGGUGCAGAAGGAGCCCAUGGUCGGUCCCGUCACUGUGUUCAGGUUUGCAGACAGGUGGGACGUUCUGAUGAUUGUUGUGGGGACCGUGAUGGCGAUGGUCAACGGCACCGUGCUUCCUCUCAUGUGCAUCGUCUUCGGCGAAAUGACGGACAGUCUGGUGAAUAGUUCUGUACCGAUCCUGGACGACCCCAAACAAGUGAAUGGAAGCAUGACCAACAAGCUGGAAGCUGACAUGACUACUUAUGCCAUCUAUUACUCCAUAAUGGGAGCAGUGGUGCUGGUUGCAGCCUACAUGCAGGUGUCUCUCUGGACGCUGGCGGCAGGACGGCAGGUGAAACGCAUCCGCACCUUGUUUUUCCACAGGAUCAUGCAGCAGGACAUCGGCUGGUUCGAUGUGAAUGAGACUGGAGAGCUGAACACACGUCUCACAGAUGACGUCUACAAGAUCCAGGAGGGCAUUGGAGACAAGGUGGGCAUGCUGAUCCAGAGUUUCAGCUCCUUCAUCGCAGCCUUCAUCAUCGGCUUCACCAAAGGCUGGAAGCUGACUCUGGUCAUCCUGGCUGUGAGUCCUGCUCUGGGGAUCUCUGCAGCUCUGUUCAGUAAGGUGCUGGCAACCUUCACUUCCAAAGAGCAGAGCGCGUACGCCAAGGCUGGUGCUGUGGCUGAGGAGGUGCUGUCCUCCAUCAGGACCGUGUACGCCUUCAGCGGGCAGCAGAAAGAAAUCCAGAGAUAUCACAAGAACUUGGAGGACGCAAAGAAAAUGGGAAUAAAGAAGGCAAUGUCUGCUAACAUCGCCAUGGGCUUCAUGUUCCUGAUGAUCUACCUGUCCUACGCUCUGGCCUUCUGGUACGGCAGUACGCUCAUCCUGAGUGAUGAGUACACCAUCGGCUCCGUACUCACCGUGUUCUUUGUUGUGAUCAUUGGAGUGUUUGCAAUGGGCCAGACUUCUCCCAACAUCCAGACGUUCGCCAGCGCCCGUGGAGCUGCGUACAAAGUGUACCACAUCAUCGAUCACAACCCGAGCAUCGACAGCUAUUCAGAGGCCGGCUUCAAGCCCGACUUCAUCAAAGGGAACAUAGAGUUCCAAAACAUCCACUUCACCUACCCCUCCAGAUCCGAUGUCCAAAUAUUAAACAACAUGAGCUUAAGUGUGACCAGUGGACAGACCAUGGCGUUGGUAGGCAGCAGUGGUUGUGGUAAAAGCACCACCAUCCAGUUGCUGCAAAGGUUUUAUGAUCCCCAGGAAGGAACCGUGUCCAUCGACGGUCACGACAUCCGCAGCCUCAACGUCCGCUACCUGAGAGAAAUGAUCGGCGUUGUGAGCCAGGAGCCCAUCCUCUUCGCCACGACCAUCAGUGAGAACAUCAGAUAUGGCCGGCCCAAAGUCACGCAGUCUGAGAUCGAACAAGCUGCCAAGGAAGCCAACGCUUAUGACUUCAUCAUGAACCUUCCUGACAAGUUUGAAACACUAGUUGGGGACCGAGGAACUCAGAUGAGCGGAGGGCAAAAGCAGAGGAUUGCCAUCGCUCGAGCUUUAGUCCGUAACCCAAAAAUCCUGUUGUUGGACGAGGCCACAUCUGCUCUGGAUGCUGAGAGUGAGACCAUCGUACAGGCUGCUCUCGAUAAGGUCCAACAAGGCCGUACCACAUUAAUUGUGGCCCACCGCCUGUCAACCAUCAGAAAUGCUGACGUCAUUGCGGGCUUCCAGAAUGGUAAAAUAGUAGAGCAGGGGACUCACAGCGAGCUGAUGGACAAACAGGGAGUCUACCACACACUGGUCACCAUGCAGACCUUUCAGAAGACGAAGGAAGGGGAGGAGGAGAACGAGGCGAUGGUGGAGGAGAAAAGCCCCACGUCAACCUCCCUGUCCAAAGCUUCGCUCUUCAAGAGGCAAUCUACCAGAGGCUCCUCCUUCUCCGCCUCAGGCAGAGAGAAGGAGGACAAGGAAGUGUCAAAGAAUGACGAGGACAAAACAGAACAGGAUGAGGAUGUUCCCAUGGUGUCGUUCCUUCAGGUGCUGCGUCUCAACGGUUCUGAAUGGCCUCUCAUGGUGCUGGGCUUGAUUUGUGCCAUCAUAAACGGAGGCAUACAACCUGUGUUCGCUAUCCUCUUCUCAAAGAUCAUUACUGUGUUUGCUAAUCCGGAUGACAGUGUGGUCAGAGAACGAGCAAACUUCUUCUCCCUCAUGUUUGUCGCCAUCGGAGUGGUGUGCUUCUUCACCAUGUUUCUACAG
Molecule: messenger RNA, 2290 nt
Organism: Austrofundulus limnaeus
Lineage: Eukaryota; Metazoa; Chordata; Actinopteri; Cyprinodontiformes; Rivulidae
Product: multidrug resistance protein 1
Biological process (GO): oligopeptide export from mitochondrion
Cellular component (GO): mitochondrial inner membrane
Molecular function (GO): ATP hydrolysis activity; ATP binding; ABC-type oligopeptide transporter activity
Source: RefSeq, a predicted model, not a curated record